AGGAGAAGAAAGAGGAGAAGGAGAAGAAGACAGCUGAUCCUCUAGCCUACUUUCGUGUCGGCUGGUAUUUCCAGCAUUAUAAAGUUAUUCAAAUCAAACCGUGAUGAGAAAACAGAAAUACAGGAGUCCAUAAAGAAGAGAAACAAGAUAAGCGGCUGAGCCGAGACACACGUUGCACUUUACAGACGCACACACCUGUGUGUGAGAGAGAGAGAUGGAGCAAGGGGUGGUGGAUAGCCCAGUGGUCCUGGUCAUUAAAGCUCCUGAUCAGAAGUAUGACGAUCAAACCAUCAGCUGCUUCCUCAACUGGACGGUGGAGAAACUGAAGAGCCAUCUUUCCAACGUUUAUCCCAGCAAGCCUCGCUCGAAGGAUCAGAGGUUGGUGUACUCGGGAAAGCUGCUCCAGGAUCACUGUAAACUGCGAGACGUACUGAGAAAGCAUGACGAGUUCCAUAUGCUGCAUCUGGUGUGUGCGUCACGCAGUCCUCCUCCCUCACCCAGCACACGCAGGAGUCAGGGCAGCAACCAGCCCAUGAGCUCUACCAGCUCCAGAAGUCCCGCCUCUAGAGAUAACGUCCAAUCAGCGUCCUCUGAAGAGGCUCCUGAUAGGCUGAGUUUGAGCUCUAGUUCCAGCUAUCCCCAUCCUACAGCACACAGGAUGAUGAGUGUAUUUUGUGUUGUGUGCAGGUCAGCGUGGACUCAGUGGUUUAACCAGCAGCAACACAACACUCACACACCGCACUACCCCAUGUACAACCCCCACACCCUGCUGUGGUGGCAACAGCUCUACACCUGGCACUUCCACAUGACCUAUCAAACGUGGGUUGCAUCCCUCAGACCAUCCCAGCAGUCAGCCACACCCCCAGUUCCCCCUAUCGGAGAGGCACAAGCCGUUGCCCAUGACAACCCCCGGAACGGGCCAGCUGGGGCGGGUCUUAAUGAGGAGGAUCUGCACCGCGAUUGGCUGGACUGGGUGUACGCAGCGUCUCGAGCACUCGUUCUCCUCAGCCUGGUCUAUUUCUAUUCAUCGUUCAGCCGAUUCGUCAUGGUAACAGGAGCCAUGCUGCUGCUGUACCUGCAUCAGGCAGGUUGGUUACCCUUUAACCUCGACAACGAGCUGCAGGACCUCGCUGAACCAGCCAAUCACAAUCAGGAUGAGCCAGUUGCAGACAACCUCAACAACACGGAUCGUCUGGCAGACGAAGGCGAGGAAGAGGAGGAGCAGCAAGAAGGACCCGACGACGACGACGAUUAUGACGAAGAUGACGACGACGAUGACAACGAAGAAGGAUGGGUGAACUUAGGACUCCUCUCCUCCGCUUGGUCUUUCAUCACCACUUUCUUCGCGUCUCUGAUCCCCGAAGCCGUUCCCAAUGCGGUGAACUGACCCUGAGCUUGACCCUGGCAAAUCCCCCCAUCUCUUCAGAACAGAGCAGGACACGAAUAGAGACACUGUCCGGACAAACCACACCAAAUCUCUCUGAAGGGAAGCUGUGAGUGUCGUAACAUACACACUCUCUCUCACACACACACACACACACACACAUACACGUACGUUUCCCGAGUAUUCCAUGAAGACUGAUCCUCAGCCUCAUGAGAAGUGGUUCGAACCACGGACUCGUUAGCUUUUCAAAUUGCAUUUUAUAAUCCUCUCGCGUGUCUCCGUCCUUUUAAAACGUCUCUCGUAAUUAGGGAACCUCAAAGAUGGACGUCGAACAAACAGCAGCCUCUGUGCACUUUAUAUUUUAUGGGGGAACAAAAAAAAGAAAAAAGUGUGUGUCUUUACAAGAGCUGUCCCCCCUGUUUUUUAACACUAAGUGUACUGUAAGUGAUGGGGUUUUUGAGAUUUUCUUCUUUCUUCUAAUCCCUUGGCCUACUUGUUCUUGUAUCCUCACUCUCCAUGUUCUUCGUCCCAAGGCUUUUCACACAGGGCUGUUAGAGGAAGUUGGCAUUUUUCUGAAAAGUGGCCGUGAAUGCCCUCAGCCGGAACGAAAGCCUCGUCUACAUUUCAUUGACAAUUUCUCUUCUUUUCUUUUCUUUUUUAAUGCUUAUGCAACACGGUUAUGCGUCAAGUGCUUUAGGGCGAGUGGAGUUUGUGUUGAGUUCGGAGAGAAAAAUCACACAGACUUAAUAGAGAGACAUAACUGAAUACAGUCACUUGACCCACAUAGAUAUCUGAAAGCUGCACCAAAAGCAAAUGGGCCAUGGUUCCUCAUACACAUACUUGUGGUGCAUGGAUCUCUCACCAGCCAUUUUAAUAGGAAUAGGAACACCUGCUCAUUCAUGCAAUCACAAAUUCAUGUCUCAGAAAAACAUGCACGCUUUGGGUGGUUUCCACACCGCGUGAUGCCGCACUUCCUGUCCACAUGACUGUUCCUCAAACUGAACAGGUGAUGCUUUUCCUUUCAUCAGCUGUCUAGUUUCGGUGAGCCUGUACUGACAGGAGUGGGACACUGCUUUGCUUUUGGAGCACAAGUUGAUGCUUUCCUGUUCACCACGGAUGGUUGAUUUGAGUUACCGUAGCCUUCCUGUCAAGUCAAAGCAGUCUGCAUGAUUUUAUGGAUUUUUUUCUGUUGAUUGGAUAAUUGCAUGAAGCUGCAAGUGUAGGUCGGUUCAAGGAAUACAUUUUCCUUCAAAAGAGUCAUUUUAAAUAAUGCAGACUUAAUAUGAAGAGCAAAAAUGUUUUUACACGUGGAUUUGUCAGUAUUGUUUCAUUCACAUGGGGUAGUGAACCAUGGUCCAGUAUAUUUUUGUUGCAGUUUGUGUGUGUGUGUUUCUCACCAUUUCAAACCCUCAUGGUAUUACAGCUACUCAAGAGGCUGAUGUUUAUUUGCUGGUUAUUCACAAUGACGGCACUUGCAGUAAAAUUUCAGAUAUUUGUCUCCAGUGUUUGUGUGAAUGAUCUGUUCUCAGUUCAGUAGAAAACAUAUACCCACUAUUAAUAAUCUAAUAUUUAAUGAUAAUACUCAAAUGCAGUGAAAUCAGGUGAAACACAAGGUGUUCCAUCCAAAAUCCAGUCAAAAAAAAAAACAACAACAAAAGUAGAAGUCGCUAGAAGCGAGGGAUGCAAAAGAUGAACCUGCACUAGCAGGAGACAAAUAUAGACUAUUAGGAAAUGAACCUGCACCAACAGGACUCAAACAUGGAUUAGCAGGAGCUGAACAUGGACUAACAGGGGACAAACCUGGUUUUAGCAGGAAACGAACCUGGAUUUAGCAGGAGAUGAACUUGGACUAGCAGGAGACGAACUUGGACUAGCAGGAGACAAACCUGGACUAGCAGGAGACGAACCUUGAUUAGCAGGAGAGGAAAGUUGACUAGCAGGAGACAAACCUUGAUUAGCAGGAGAUGAACUUUGACUAGCAGGAGACAAACCUUGACUAGCAGGAGACAAACCUUGACUAGCAGGAGACAAACUUUGACUUACAGGUGAGGACCCUGGAUCUAGCAGGACACGAACCUUGAUUAGCAGGAAACAAACUUUGACGAGCAGGAGACGAACCUUGACUAGCAGGAGACGAACCUUGACUAGCAGGUGACGAACUUUGACUAGCAAGAGAUGAACCUUGACUAGCAGGUGACGAACUUUGACUAGCAAGAGAUGAACCUUGACUAGCAGGUGACGAACUUUGACUAGCAAGAGAUGAACCAUGAGUAGCAGGAGACAAACUUUGACUAGCAGGAGGCAAACCUGGACUUGCAGGAGAUGACCCUGGACUUGCAAGAGGCAAAUCUUGACUAUAAGGAGACGAACCUGGACUAGCAGAGGAAGAACAUGGACUAGAAGGGGAUGAACCUGGAUUUUAGCAGGAGAUGAACCUUGACAAUAAGGAGACGAACCGAGGCUUUCAGGAGAUAAACCUGGACUUGCAAAAGACGAACCUAGACUUGCAGGAAAUGAACCUGGACUAGCAGGACACGAACCUGAACUAACCAGAGACGUACCUGGACUAGCAGGACACAAACCUGGACUAGCAAGAGACAUACCUGGACUUGCAAAAGACAAACCUGGACUUACAGGAGACGAACCUGGACUAGCAAGUGACGAACCUGAAGCUAGUUAGAUUUUCACUUGACCUCCAAAAACCAUUCAGCUUAUUAUUUAUAGUUCAUUAAUUAAGAAACAAGCUGUUCAUUUUUUAUGAUCCAAAACUUCUUCCAGACACAUGAUUUUUGUUGUGAAGGCUUUGUGAUAGGUCAUUUGGCACAACUGCAACAUGGACAUGGCUUUAAGAUUCCAACCGAAACCGAAGUGUUCAUGUUCACCAAACAUUUUAUUCUCAAGUACCUCAGUGUGAACGCAAAACGGCGGCAGUGUUAUUAAUUAACAUGCUUACUUAUUUAUUCAAGCAGCCAGUCAUUUAAUUUUUAAGUUAAGUAGCCUUUAUUUGUCACAUAUACAUUACUGCACAGCGAAAUUCUUUCUUCGCAUAUCCCAUCCUUGGAGGGUUGGGGUCAGAGCACAGGGUCAGCCAUGAUUCAGUGCCCCUGGAGGGCCCAAAGGUAGCAGCUCGGCGCUUUGGCAGGACAUCUGGAACAUCUGGGGCUACAGGAGGCUCAGGCACAGUGGUUGAAAAUUAGAAAGAACAUCUCCUGGUCUUUUUAUAGUCUUCUUUUUUUGUCCAGUUGCAGUGAUUAGCUGACAGGAAUGUGGCCGCCUUCUUUUCUACCACAUGUUGGAUGUUUUGAGAUGCUUUUUUGCUCACCACAGUUGUAAAGAGUGGCUGUUUAAGUUACUAUAAACGUCCCGUCAGGUCAGAACUCUCUCAGCUUAUCUCAUUCAAAACAACAAGACAUUAAAAUAUAUACAUUCUACAUGAGAUAUGGUUUGUACUUUUUAAGGACACUGUCAUUUUUGUUUGCGAUCGCUGUCAUUAUUUGGAUUUUUUUAAUUUCAACUGCAAAAACUUGAAGCAACAAAAUCCCAAAUUUUGAGGAAUAUGUUUAUCCUUGAUUUGUAACAUGCAAGCAAGAGACAAGUAAAACUCUUAUCCUUGGAUUAUUCACUGUAUACAACCUAAAAUACUGACAAAGCUACAACUUAACCACAGAAUUCAAAUGAUCGUAUAAAACAAAAGCAUUUGGUCUUGAACCACUAGACAGGUUCGAGAUGCAGGAUUUGCACAUGAUAACCAUUAUACCGUGUUAUAAAGCUGGAUCAGACAAACUGACAGCUCAUUUCCCUCUGGGACACAUCCGUCCAUCCAUCCAUCCAUCCAUCCAUCCAUCCAUCCAUCCGUCCACCCACUUUAUUUCUAAUUAGGGUCACGGGGGUCUGCUGGAGCCUAUCCCAGCACACAUAGGACGAAAGGCAGGGGUACACCCUGGACAGGUCACCAGUCCAUCACAGGGCCACACAUAAAGAGACAACCACACACAUCCAUCCAUCCAUCAAUUGUCUAUACCCACUUUAUUCCUAAUUAGGGUCACAGGGGUCUGCUAGAGCCUAUCCCAGAGCACAUUGGGUGAAAGGCAGGGGUACACCCUGGACAGGUCACCAGUCCAUCACAGGGCCACACAUAAUGAGACAACCACACACACACACACACACACACACACACACACACACACCUAUGGGCAAUUUAGAAUUACCAAUCAACCUAAUGUACAUGUUUUUGGACUGUGGGAGGAAACCAGAGUAAACCCACACAGGCACGGGGAGAACAUACAAACUCCACCCAGAAGGGCCCCUGCCUGUUUGAACCUGGGUUUCGAACCCAGGACCUUCUUGCUGUGAGUGCAACAGUGCUAACCACUAAGCCCUCUGGGACACAUUUCCAAUUCAAUCGUCCAUUCAUUUGAUUUUCUGGCAGAUUUUUCAACCUACAAAAAACAUGGUCAGACUCGGUGUAUUUUGAUUGUACAAUAUUUAUUAUGACCAAAAUGAAACGUUAAAAAAAUAUUUUUUUUUUUUGUGAAUUCUACACAAGAACAAAGAUUUACUGAAAUUCAUCACCUGUGUGUGUGUGACUGAAAUAAAAACCCAACUUUACCCAAUA
Messenger RNA from Hemibagrus wyckioides, 5999 nucleotides. Its product is annotated as homocysteine-responsive endoplasmic reticulum-resident ubiquitin-like domain member 2 protein. Gene Ontology annotation, molecular function: protein binding. The record is from RefSeq and is a predicted model, not a curated record. Lineage: Eukaryota; Metazoa; Chordata; Actinopteri; Siluriformes; Bagridae. Gene Ontology annotation, biological process: endoplasmic reticulum unfolded protein response. The coding region runs from base 215 to 1387 and encodes 390 amino acids. The transcript has 9 exons.